Leptosia nina is the source of this 249-nucleotide messenger RNA. The record is from the annotation of a GenBank genome assembly. NCBI's taxonomy places the organism in Eukaryota, Metazoa, Arthropoda, Insecta, Lepidoptera, Pieridae.
AUGUCAUUGUUCCCAAAUAAUGUGACUGGCCGCAAAACGGCGAAGAGUAUUUAUAGUCUGUGGCGUGCACUCGAUGCGAGGGCCAAUGUUAAGUACACUCAGACGAAAAGGCACUAUAAUGCAGUGGAGGCUGAUGGCAGCUUGCUUCUAGCUCUCGUUGGAGUGGAAGACGAGGGCCUUUACGAGUGUGGAGUGGAGAACGAGACUUCCUUCGUUGAUAGAGUUAACGUCACUGUUAGAAGUAAGUAG